Messenger RNA from Cladophialophora psammophila CBS 110553, 624 nucleotides. RefSeq lists its product as uncharacterized. Gene Ontology annotation, biological process: signal transduction. The coding region runs from base 1 to 624 and encodes 207 amino acids. The record is from RefSeq and is a predicted model, not a curated record. Gene Ontology annotation, cellular component: plasma membrane. Gene Ontology annotation, molecular function: GDP binding; GTP binding; GTPase activity. Lineage: Eukaryota; Fungi; Ascomycota; Eurotiomycetes; Chaetothyriales; Herpotrichiellaceae. The transcript is spliced from 2 exons.
AUGGAGGGAAGCACAAAGAACUUCAGGGUGGCUGUGGUCGGAGACAAGGGAGUAGGCAAAACGACGCUCAUCUAUCAGUAUCUCCUGGAUAAUUGGAUGACCGAAAGAAAGACUGCCAAGGGACGAAUUUUUCAGACGACUGUCACCAUCGAUUCCACGCUGAUAGAUGUGGACAUCAUUGACUCGGAAAUGGAUCUCGCUGAACUCGCCGAGUGCAAUGCCUUCGUAUUGGUAUUCAGCACGGCGUCCCGGGCGACUUUUAAUUUCAUUACGUCCUUCAAAGACCACCUACCCGCCCUUCCGCAACAAGGACGUCUCAUUGUCUUAGUGGGGACUCAGACGGACGUGGAUCACUCGGAGGUCGACUAUGAGCAUGGCCUCGACCUUGCUAAAGCGAUGAAAGCUGGGUAUUUUCAGACCUCGUACCAAAAUCGUGACAAAGUCGACAACGUCUUUAGCUAUCUUCUUCGGCGACAUCUUUGUCCGCCAGAAACCUGGACAACCUCUGAGACACCCCAACUACGAGAGUCAACCUCGCUUCCGUUCCACCUCCUGAAGUGGAUAUGGGUCAAUAUUUUCUGUGGAGGACGGUGGAAGUCCAAGAGCCGCGUUGGGUAUGAUUAA